AUGGAAGAAGACUCCCAGUUAUCUCAAGACUCGACGACACUAUCAGGAAAUACUGCUACUUCUUCCAUAACGACAUCUCUAAGCAAAAAACGGCAGAGAAGACCACCGAAACCCAGAGAUGAUCUUCUCCGUACAAUCAAUGAAAAGUUGCAUCAGCCAAUACAAAGUGCGCGUAAAAAGGAUAGAUUUGAUAUUUUUGGGGAUAAUGUAGCCGUGAAAUUAAGAGCUCUUCCCGAUAAUCAAAGAAUCAUGAAUGAAAAACUAAUUAAUGACGUGUUAUUUGAAGCUGAAAGCAAUUCCUUAUUCAGAGGAUGGCAAUUGACACCACCAAGUAAUUUUAAUAAUCAGCAUCAGCGCUCCGCUACUGUUUAUUUAGAAUUACAACCCCUGCGUAGUAUCUAUGCAGAACUUUCCGCAUCUCAGUUAUUUUCGACUUUUAACGAUACUGCUUAUUAG
Psylliodes chrysocephalus is the source of this 456-nucleotide messenger RNA. Lineage: Eukaryota; Metazoa; Arthropoda; Insecta; Coleoptera; Chrysomelidae. The record is from the annotation of a GenBank genome assembly.